This is a messenger RNA of Cryptococcus deneoformans JEC21, 3039 nucleotides long. RefSeq lists its product as hypothetical. The transcript is spliced from 7 exons. NCBI's taxonomy places the organism in Eukaryota, Fungi, Basidiomycota, Tremellomycetes, Tremellales, Cryptococcaceae. The coding region runs from base 847 to 2724 and encodes 625 amino acids. The record is from RefSeq and is a predicted model, not a curated record.
AUCAUUUGGUCGUCAGUCAUGAUAAUAACAAGAAUAACUGUCUGUUAUACAUAUGUCUCUACUAUAAUCAGACAUCAUUUGAUAUGCUUGUCAGUCCGCUAGCAAGACGACAUUCGUAAUAGAGACUUUAGCUAUCUCAGCCUCACAAACUGUUGUUUAACCAUCGAAAUUUCGGUAUAUCCAUGAUUUUCAUGAUGGUGAUUCAAUUAUUUGACUUCAGAAAGGAGUCCAUUGGCGCUAUAAUGAGCCUCCAACAGCGCUCAACCCCCCCUAGAGGGGCAAUCCAUGCCAGCUCAUCGAAUCGGGAUCUUUGUCUGCUUUAUCUGACCGUAACAGGUCAAGCACUUGCAUUAACUGUGCCAAGAUGGCAACGAAAUCCAGUGAGAUAUUCUGACCGUCCGAGAUCCUAUGGACUUCCUGGAAAGGGCUGGUGUACAGGUACGUCACCUCUUACUUUCCCCUAUGAACGCCCGCCGCUCGAGAAUGGAAAGUUGGAACUUGCCAUUACGCACGGAUCUUUUGUCACGGGCUAUCAUUCCCCUCCUUUCGCGACUGAUCUUGUUCGGGCGAAUUGCGAAUAGUACACACUAAAAAGUUAGCCAGGUCGGGGGUAACGCCGCUGAUGGUCGCUUAAGAAGGGGACAAGUUGCAAGAGACUUACCCCAUGCACUUACAACUAUAUAAUCCCCGUCCCUUCCUUCCCUAGUUUCCCCACCAAAUUUGCCACCCUUUCUCCCUUUUCCUCCUCACAGCUCACAGCUCCCGGGCUACAAACCGGCUAGAACUGUCCAUAUAACACUGUAGUAAAUCACCAAAAUCACCCCUAAUAGUGUCAGCAACCUCUCGAUGAUCCCCCAAGGUUUCUCUUUCAGUCAUUCUGUGGACUCUGCUUAUCGUUCAUAUUACGAUCACCGCCCUGCCAGUUAUCAGGCACGUCUUCCUCCCUUGAAGUACAGCACUCCACACGAAUUGCGAGGAGCUCCUCGUCGCCAUCGAGAUGGUGAGCCGGCUUCGCUGACCUCAGAAAUGGGCGCUUGCGUACGUCCUAUCUACCCUGCCGACUAUACAGAGUCGUGCUACAUGGAAGCAUUGCAAGAGGAGAUCAGCGGUGUGUUGGAUAGGAUGGAAAGCCUACACAAAAUUGAAGGAGUCGCUGCCUUGUCUUAUCUCCCCCCUACUCCUGUAGAUUUUCCGCAUUCAACUUCCAGAGAGUCGAAUUCGAUUAUUAGGUGCCCGGAGCCUAUUAUCCAUCUUUCCACACCGUUUACUCCAUUGCCAAACAUUUGCUUUGCCACUCCUUCAUCUCUGGAGGCAAAGGCCAUUAUUCAAGAAAGGCGCCCAUUUCCUGACGAGUUUCACUCGUACUUGAGUGAAAUAUUUUUUGAAUCAAAUGUUACUGGUUUAGAUCUCGAGGGCGAAGGGGAAGAUGGUGUGGAAACGACACUGCGGAUGCCGUCAGGCAAUAACGGCAAGCAGGAACAUCUUUUUUCGGGUCAUACAUCCCUCCUCGCUCAAGGGAUUUUCAACGACACGGUCAUCCCUUCAUCUUCAUCUCAAGAGAUGAUGCCUCAGAUCAUUCGUCGUCAUUCACUCGCUACCAUGGAUGCCACUGUUUACGAGCAAUCUUCAAGCGGCGCUUCCAAUCCUUUCUCAAGAUCAUACGAUACUCAAGGCGACCCUUUUGCUCCAUCAUAUGUGCUUGCUCGAGAGCGUGCCAAAUUAUACAAGCACGCUAGUAUUUCUAGUGCCAGACGUACGUCUGAGCCUCUUGUGCGAGCAAGUUGCAAGCUAGAAGACAUCAAACCCAAGUCAAAGCCCGUCAAGGAAACGACUCUCGAACCAUCUUUGCCUGUGAAGGCCAAAGAAGGAUAUCGCUCAUUAACGGCUUCACUUGGCGUUACUUCUUUUGACGAGAUGAAAUCUAAUAAUUCUCCAAGUAUCGACAGCGAAAGAAAGCAUUUUCUAUCCUCCAAUGUCUACAAACUGAAUCCCGUGACGCAGUCUCUUGGAAGAGGAAAGGCUUUACCUUUGCUUACUCCUCGUCGUCCUGUGCCAGACAAGGUCCAGCUACCCACUCCUACUACCACUCCCAAAAUAAGCCUCAAGUUGGGCAAGCGCGCAGGUCACGUCAAGUCUACUCCCAAGACUGCCGGUGUCUCAGAAGGAAAAGCGAUGGAACGUGAUGCCAAGGCUCUUUACCCUACACCUCCUUCUUGUCCUGCAUCACCUUUUUCCAUGUCUGGCGCUUCCCGCUUGAAGAAAGCUUCAAUUUCUGCGCCCACACCGACCCCUCUUUUUGAGUCCCCAACUAUCAACAAAGGCAAGAAGCGCAAGAGACGGUUAUCUUCGAAGUUGAAAGCAAUGGAAAUUGGCGAAGACGAAUCUGAUGGGAAUUUUGCCAGUCACAAGUCAAAGAAGCUGAGAACACUGAAGAACACGAGGCAUUCGGAAGAUGUCGAGGUUUUCAAGUAUACCAAGGAAGAGGACAACAUAAUUCUCAGCCACUGGGACGGGUGUCCUCCUCUUCCAGCCAAUAUUCUUUCCACGAUUCAGAAGGAUUUGGUCAGCAGAGGAUUUGUGGCUCGUUCAUUGCCUGCUUUGAAAUUCCGUGUAUAUAAUAGUCUUCGGGAACAAUUCGAGGAAAAACGACUUCAAAUGGAUCGCAAGCGCACCAAACAGGAGUCGAGGCGAUCAAGAGAGAGCAGAAACUCGAGCCGACCAUGAAAAAUGUACCGACCGUUCCGCCAAAGACACUCAAAACUGUAAAAAAAAGGGGAAAACACCCAUGUUUAUGUAGCAGUAGUAUACCGAGAAUUGAUUAACGACACCAACAACGAAUCAUGAGCCCGACCAACAAUCACGAGCCGAACGAAGGUCUUUGUACGGUUUAUCAUGUAAGAGAUCACAGCACAUUUCGCAUCAUCAUGUCUUUAGUAUCAUUCAUUCAUUCAUAAAGGGCUGAAGUUGGAGGUUUAUCUAUGCUAUUUUAAUUGCAAAAUUUGAUACACAUGCGUUUUUAUAUUGACUGAUUGAUUGCAU